AUGGCGUGGCUGGUGCUGCUUGCCUGCCUCCUCGCGCUCCCUUCGGCCACAGCAGACUGCCUGUCCCGGUGCUCCUUGUGUGCUGUGAAGACCCAGGAUGGACCCAAGCCCAUCAACCCCCUGAUCUGCUCCCUGGAAUGCCAGGCUACCCCGCUGCCCUCUGAGGAAUGGGAGAGAUGCCAGGGCUUUCUGUCUUUCCUCACCCCCUCCACCCUCCAGCUCAAUGGCCACGAAGACGUGGAGAGCAAGGUGGCUUUGGAAGAGCCCUAUAGUGAGCUGGCCAAGCUCACAGGGCCCUUGCUGCAGGAGCUGGAGACAAGUCAGUUCCUCCCCAACACCCCAACAAAGGAAAACGCUCUGAGCCAGAGCCUGGGAGAGAGACUCCGGGGCCUCUCGGGUGGGCUUGGGGAGGGAGCAGAACCUGAACUCACGGGGGGUGCUCAGCCGCACGACAGCGCUGUGGAGGCAGGUGGCCUCGAUUUCCAAGAGGAGGACCCCAAGGUGCAGGUCAAACGCUAUGGUGGCUUUUUGCGCAAGUACCCCAAGAGAAGCUCGGAAGCAGCUGGUGAGGGGGAGAGGGUGGGCCACGAGGACCUGUACAAACGCUACGGCGGCUUCCUGCGGCGCAUCCGUCCCAAGCUCAAGUGGGACAACCAGAAGCGCUACGGAGGUUUUCUCCGGCGCCAGUUCAAGGUGGUGACCCGGUCUCAGGAGGACCCCGAUGCCUACUCUGAAGAGCUGUUCGAUGCAUAA
Molecule: messenger RNA, 753 nt
Organism: Lepus europaeus (European hare)
Lineage: Eukaryota; Metazoa; Chordata; Mammalia; Lagomorpha; Leporidae
Gene: PDYN
Product: prodynorphin
Exons: 2
Coding region: 1-753 (250 amino acids)
Biological process (GO): sensory perception; neuropeptide signaling pathway; chemical synaptic transmission
Cellular component (GO): plasma membrane; dendrite; axon terminus
Molecular function (GO): opioid receptor binding
Source: RefSeq, a predicted model, not a curated record